Coregonus sp. 'balchen' is the source of this 9879-nucleotide messenger RNA. The record is from the annotation of a GenBank genome assembly. NCBI's taxonomy places the organism in Eukaryota, Metazoa, Chordata, Actinopteri, Salmoniformes, Salmonidae.
UAGCGUUUUCUCUGUGUAAUCAUGUCUGAAAACUAUUCGACAGGAGAAGCAGGGGGCGUAGAGAUUCCUGAGGGAGCAAUUCGCAAAUUGUCGGAGCUGAGAGUCAUUGACUUGAAAGCAGAAUUAAAAAAACGAAAUCUGGACGCCACCGGCAUCAAGAGUACGCUGACAGAGAGGCUGAAAAAGGUAACGUUAGCCAUGCUAACUAGUAGCUAGCUGUGUUUAUGCAUCAUGAUAAUUCAAAAAUGAACUGGAACCAAUGUCACGGUAUUAGUUAACGUUAGUUGCAUGAUGUAUAUAACCACUAGAAUUAGCUAGCUAACUAAAUUGUGUAUUUAUUUCAAAUAAAUUAAAUUAACAUCUGCUAGCCAUGGCCUUGCGUAGCCGAACGGCAAGGCCUUUGUGAGCGGGCGCGGUAGCCACAUGGUGCGCUUUCCAAAAACCUAUCCUCGAGCCCCCCCACUCCGUAUUCUAGAACUAACUAGUUAGUAUACCCAAUUCAACUAAUGAAAGCCUUAGUGAUUAGUUGGCCAUUUGAAUCAGAUGUGUUAGUACUAAAAUACAUCGAAUAAGCUGAAAGGUUGUAGCCACUGGAGGAGAGGUUAGAGAAACGCUGCUCCUAGGCCUGCUCCUAGGCCUGCAAGCUUGCUUUCCGGGUCAGAUGUUUAUGUAAGUCAUAAUUUCCACUAACUAGCACUGUGUUGUAGCUGACCACAUAUUCGUGUGUUAGAUAAUAGUCAAGUUGGCUAAACUCCUUAAACCAGAUAUAACGUAGUUAGCUAGCUAGCCAGGUAACUAUAAUAAUUCAGUAUGUCAAUUUCUCCACAGGCUAUUGAAGAGGAGGGUGGAAACCCAGAUGAGAUAGCGGUUGUUCUCGAUGCAACUCCUAAGGCGGCACUGGCCAAACGGACCUCCAAAGGUAUGUUAAGGGAGUGAGAGCAAGGUCAUAAGUAAGCAAUGAUGUCUUGGAGUAAUUUUAUAUUAAAAUUUUACCCCCUUCUCCCCAAUUUCGUGAUAUCCAAUUGCAUUCCAAUUACGAUCUUGUCUGCAGGGAAAAGACAUGAGAACGAUGAAUCAGAGGACUGCACCAUUGAGGAAGAUUCGGGUGAUGGCCAGGUGAGUGUCUACCAUUGAAUCACCUGGUUUUAUCUAAUGCAAUCACUAUGCGCUACCUGGAUAACAAUCUGUUAAUAAAUUCACCUCCUAUAAUUCCAUUCAAGGAUGACAACAUGCAGGACAUGGACAUCCUGGAUAUGAAUGUGCUUGAUGAGGCUGAGAAUGACAACAGUAUGCCAGCCGAGGAGGAGUACGACACAGAUGAAGUCCUGAACUCUCCAUCGGAUGAAGUCAACCCCGAGAUCCUGGCUGAUGAAGAGGCCAUGAACGAAGAUGAACACAAUGGAGUCUCUGGCUCUCCUGAGCCAAUGAGUGAAGCCAAACCUGAAGAGGUGAGACAAACUCACUGCUAUUGUGGCACAGUCAUAUCUAAUGAUUCCAAUGUUCUCCCACUUGUUUUUUUCUCUUUUUUAAAACUAGGAGGCACAGCCUGAAUUAGCAGACAUUGAAGAGAAGGAAGAUCUAAUUUGCCCAUUACCUAAAGUGUUAUAGUUGAACUAAAAUGCAAGCAGCAUUUCAUAAUCAUUUGUGUGUAGUUGGAAGGAAAACAGACUGUAAAACCCCAAUUGUGUUAGGUACUGAGCCAUGUUACACUAGAUACAUUUUCCUUUUAUUCCCUUAGGUUCAAGAGAAGGAUCUGGAGCCCAAAGACUCAAAGGAAGAAAUAGGUACUGUUGAAAAGGGGUUGGAAGUUGAUAUGAAUGCACACUCUUUUUGCAGUGUUAAACUCGGUAUGCAAGUCCUUUUAGAUUAACAUUCAUGCCUGUGGUUGGUCAGGAAGAGACUGGAAAUCCAAAGAUAAUUGCUGACUGUGUGUUGACGCUUGUUAACUAGAAUUGUUAAAUACUGAUAAAUUAAUCUGUCUAUUUUGGGCACCCUCCUAUUAUUAACACAGAACUGGUUAACAAUCUGAAGCACAAAGCCAGUAAUUAAAGGUUUAGUUGUUGCAGUUAACAGUGUUUUUAGGUUGCCACGCAAAGACCAAGAAGAGAAGACUGAGGCCCAUCAUUUGAAACCAACCAUUCAAAAGCCUUUUUAGGACUCUGACUAAUAUUCUCACUGGAGAUGAGACUAAUGGACUUGUUAUACAAACCAAAAGAAAUCUGAAUUCGCUGUCACUUACCAGAUUAUGGACACUCAUGAAGUCAGCAAUUGCAUGAAGAUGGACCUUCAUGGAGCCUCUGCUGAUCUUGUGGCUUUCUUCAGAUCAGAUCAUUUUCUGCCUAGGGAUCAGGUGAACUGAAAUGGUCGACUUGAAUGAGGAGUUAGGCUGCUUGGUCAGUCUCUUUGGUUUUUCCAGUCUCUUGUUACGUGUGUAUCUGUGUAUACGUAGUUCAAUGACAGCGGAGGGCCACGUCCUUUUCCAGCCUUGCCAGUUCCACGUUAACCAUUGCUGUGUUUCAGAAGUAAUUAAACUCUGUGCCAUUCUAUUCCUGUUAAAUCCGUAGAAAAUGAGAAAGUAGCCGGGUCUUGUUUAUCUGAGCCGCUAAAUGAAGAGCGCCAGGAGCCACCGACAGAAGAUCAAGCCACCAUCGGGGACACGGUCAAUGUUGCCGAGGAAGACGAUGUGUGCAACACCACUAAAGCCAAGGAGGCCAUCAAUUUGGAGCCUGAACUGUCGACUAGCGACAUGGACGUUGCUAAGCUAACUGCGAGUGAAACGAAAGACACUGAGGACACUCAAAAUGUCCCAGAAGAGGCAGUUGACGCUGAAAGCGAGAGCACUCGGGCUGUUAGCGUAAGCGAGCAGGGCGCGGGUGAAACCGAAAUCGCUGUUGAUUCGGAAAUGGUCUCUAAAGCUGAGGGUGAGGAGGAAGAGAAGAAGACUGAAGAGAAUGCUGCAGAAUCAACGGCAGUGAAAGAGUCCUCUUCUGUUGAGGGCGAUGAUCAGAAAAAGAGGUUUGUUGUUUUCUGUCUACUAGAACAAUGGCUAUCUCUGUUGCAUUGGCUCCUAUUUUAGCAAGUUUUGGUGCUCUUCUGGAGGUAAAAUGGUCUGCAUUUGUCAAGUUAUCAUUUUGUCAUUCCCCACCCCUACCUCACCUCUUUACCAUCAUAAAGUAAUGUAUUGGGAGUUUCUUUGGCCAUGUAAGGCAGCCUUGUAACAUUGACACACACCCAAAUCACUGUAAUUUUGUAUAUGCUGGGGUUAAUUACUGUGUGCACAGGGUAAGUAUGAUUCAUCUGGAUGAGAGCCCCCUCCCCCCAGGUCUUCUCACUUCCAAAUAUUCAUUGUGUGUUCUCUUUGUCUUUAGUUCUGAUGAGGAAAAAGGUAGCAAGCCUGACUCAAAAGAUGAAAAGGGUAAGUGUAAACAUUGUUCAUCCUGUAUCAUUCCGUAAUUGGGAUGUGAUGUGAGUGCGUCUUUUGCAAUUUCCUACAAUGGCCACAUCUGAAUGAGGUGCUGAAUCAGCUCUGAGUUGAAUGUCUGUGUACAUUUGGCUCAUGUUUGGCUGUGUUCUGAAAGCCCCUACAGGUAGCGCUCCAGCUAGUAGUGGCAGAAACCUGUGGGUUAGCGGCCUCUCCUCCACCACCAGAGCGACUGAUCUAAAGACUCUGUUCAGCAAGUAUGGAAAGGUCAGUAUCCUGAGGAAAAAAUAACCACCCCUUUUUUGGUGUAUAUGUUCAUGCAUGAAUGUAAUUGAGCAAGAUUUAGGUGUGAAAUGGUACUUUCGGACCCCACAUACACAUUUUCACUGCCCAUGAAUUAAGUGUCCUAUCCUUCUCCGUCUCAACAUCAGGUUGUUGGAGCUAAAGUGGUGACUAAUGCCCGGAGCCCCGGGGCUCGCUGCUACGGUUUUGUCACCAUGUGUUCCACGGAGGAGGCCACCAAGUGCAUCAGCCACCUGCACAGGACCGAGCUCCACGGUAGAAUGAUCUCUGUGGAGAGGGUGAGGGUCAUUAUCUACCAUCUUCUAUAUCAGUGGCCUCUUAGACCACCUGUAGUUUUAUCAAAUGUAUGGGAUGCCUUCAUUCAGAGAAGUGAGGAUUGACCAUUACAGACCGGCCAACCUGCACGCUUUAGGUGUACCAUGCACGCAAUUUGAGGUCAAAGUAAGCUGGUACAAAAAACUCCCCAAAAUAGGCUUCUAGUUGGCACAUUGUGGUUUUUGACUCAAGUGUCUGAAGUUGGAGCUGAGCCAAUCAGACGACUUGGGCGAGGAGAGAGAAUCUCUAGCUCUCCGCUCCGGCCUGCCCUGUAGUCUUAGUACUAUUUCCCUCCCUCGUGCUGGAUGGCCACUUUCCACUUCGUCUGUUGAUACCACUGAUGUGUGAGUAAAAGGGGUAGGGAAAAUGGAGAACCAACUGUUUGCCAAAUACAGAAUUGUAUGUAUUAGUCAAGUGCACAACCACUUAUUUUGUGCAGUGUUGCGGUAGUUCAGUGCGUGUCGCUCUGUGGAUGGAACAGAAAUGGCAGAGCUGUUCUGCUAAUACCGUCCUUCACAGAAAGUUAUGUUAGGCCGAUUUAAUUUUUUAACAGUCUAUGUUAGGACAGAUCAAGAACUGAUUAACUAUUGAUGUAGCUGUAUGUCAACAGAAGCCUAGUAGUCAGACCUAAAUUGAUGGAUUAGGUCAGGGAUGGAGAUCUGAAACCAGCUCAUAUAGGCCUAGUUCAGUUGUUUCAUAUUCCAAAUAGCCUACAUCAAUCUAGACGACUACAUUGCAUCCAGUAAUUGAAUUAUUCAGAAUUUUCUCCACUAACUAAAUUAAGAUGAUGCAAGUUUACAUUUUCACUAGACUAUCCACAUAAAGCGGCUAUUAAUUUGAAUCAUCAUUGGCUACAAUUUUUGAUAUCAUUUAAAACCCUAUUCGCACGAGACUAUUAUUACUAGAGAACAUUGGUUAUGUAUUUAUUACCCCAGAAUGUCCGUUAUUCCAGAGAACGAUUCGGACGGGAUUAGUUUUUCUUUUUUAAACUGCUCCCUGUAAAUCUUUUUUUGUUUGUUUUUAUAAGUUGACAGUUAUGACGGAAGCCUGGAAGUUUUUUUCUUCUAGGCGUGAAUAUAUUUCAAUAAGUCCAGGCUACACUGAUAACUGGAGUUUCUGUCAACCAUACCAACCCGUCUUUGGUAUAGUGUCUUCAUAAUAUUUGAAUUGAGGAAGUGUGAUCAUAAUCAUUAGGAUAAUUUAGCGAUCCGUAGUAGAAGACGUCCUAAAUGGCCCCCCAGCCUUCAGAUGUGAGCUAAACAGCACACUUGCACUUGAUAUGCGUUUUUAUCGAAUCAGUUAAUUACAUUACCGACCUCCCCCAGUAAAACUAAUUCUGUCCGAAUAGAGCUCAAGACUCUAGGUUUCAGGAAAUGGCAUUUACAGGUUUUUCAAAACUGCCAAAUGCUCCAACCUCCUGAGGGGGGAGUUGACUGACCCCCCCCCCCCCCCCCCCCCCCCCCCCCCUCCGGACCUCCCUCCCUACCCAACCUUAGGCCUACAUCAGCACCACCUUGUCAGAAAAUGUGUACAUUUAAACAUUUCUAGUUAGCUACUGAAAAGCAGCCAAUUACCAAGUACCCAUAAGUCUAUAGCAUACCAUUCCUACUGAGGCAGUCUUCUGUCAACAUUAUUAGGCUAAAAAAGGUGCAUUUGCCUAUGAUUUGAGCAGUGUGGGAUUCGCAUGUGUGCCGACGUGGGGCUCCGGAGGUGAUGCUGCCACGCUGAAGUGGUACUCAUACAAAUUCUUAAUGGUUGGCAGGUCUGCCGUUAUAAUCUGUCUCACCAUUGUUUGACCUCCGACCUCUGUUCCAGGCUAAGAACGAGCCUGCUGGGAAGAAGCCUGCUGACAAUAGUGACGCUAAGUCUGGCACCGACAGGAGACACUCCUCAGACUCCAAGUAAGCUCUGAGAACAUGUCAAAGUCAUUACACUUUAAGCUAUAUACUUACUGUAUGUCAUCAGAUACUAGAUUCGUGUUUUUAACUAUUUUCUCUCUCCAGGUCCGAUGCCAACAAGGACGAAAAGGCUGAAGGUGAAGUCGGAAAAGAUGGCAAACGUAAUGAAAGGACAGUGGUGAUGGACAAGUCCAAGGGAGAGCCUGUCAUCAGCGUGAAAGCCAAAAGCAAAGACCGGGUAAGAUACCCAAACGCUGACAUCUAUGCUCCAUCUAUUGAACUUUCACCUCCAACUUUUGUGAAAAAAAUGGUUACGCUACAUGAGCUUUUGUGUUGUUCAAUACAGAGCACCAAGAGUCGCGACCGCAAGUCCCCAAGCAAAGAGAAGGACAUCCUGUCGUUUGACCAGAUCAAGGAGCAGCGUGAGCGGGAGAGACGGCGGCAGCGGGAGAGGGACAUCAGGGAGGUGGAGCGACGCAGGCACUCUGGGUGAGGAGUUGCUAUAGCUGCAAAACAUUUCACCUUAUUGCUAAGAAUGAAGCCAGGUUGUAUUUGUAUUUAUUAGGGAUCCCCACUACUCUUCCUGGGGUCCAAACAUAUUAAAGCACUUACAUAUAAAACAAAAGAGAAAACAGUACGUCAUAACAUUAUUACACCACUACAUAUCUACAAUACAAAAUGUUUAAUGCCACCAUACAACAAUAUUACAAUGUGUGUGCAUAUCUGUACCUUUGUGUGUCUCUUCACAUGCGUAUGCAUGUGUCUGUACUCUGUUAGCUUGUUACAGCAGUUAGAAUGUUUUGAAAAGAGACUGGUCAUUCAAAGUGAUUCCACUAAAUAUCUCCUAUGCUUUCUGAUUGGCCCAGUGAGCGCGGCAGUGGCCCAGACCGUGGCAGCGCAGACAACCGCACUGAGCGUGAGCGUAUCCGCCUGUUCCGGGAGAAGGAGGAGUGCGAGCGCCUCCUGCGGAAAAGAAACUGGCUGGAGGUGGAGAAGGAGCGGCUGAAAUUUGACCGCAUGGAGCGCGAGUUCCUGGAGCGUGAGCGUCAGCGUGUGGAGUACGAGCGCCGGCGUGAGCAGGAGAGGAUCCAACGGGAGAGGGAGGAGCUCCGUAGGCAGCAGGAGCAGCUGCGCUUCGAGCAGGACCGCCGCCCACUCAAGAGGCCCUACGCCGACAUUGACAGCAGGUACACACUUUAUCCCCAUCUGUCCCCCUUUCCCCCCUCUCCACUGCGUCAGUACCCCUGUUUGACUUACCAGGUCUCUAUCAUAAAAUAGAAUAGAUGGCUGGCCACAUAACAACCUCAGCCUUAAUCGAGAUCUUCAGUGUACAUGACUGUCAUGACAAGGUGUGCAUGGUUUGAGAAUAUUUUAUUGCGACUGACAAAGACCUGCUGCUUGUAGGAAAGACGACUGGCAGGACAAGAGGCUGGCUAUGGAUGACCGCUAUGGGGGGCGCUCAGACUUCGCUCGCCAGGAGCGCUACCAAGACAUUGACCACAGGGACCGUGGACGCUACCAGGACGAUGCCGUCAUUGACAGGUACAGAGUAGGCUGAGUAAGGUUAUUUUCCGUGAGCUGACACCAGUUGUAAUGACUGUUUAUGGCGUCUGUUAUGUUAUGUAGGCAUCAUAGAUGCUUAUGUUUACACUUAAAAAGUAGUAUUAAUGGCCAACUGCUUGUUGGUGAUGAAUUUGUGGUUGUAUGCCAUUUUUCGAUCAAUAAUCAAUGUUUGUGUUUAAUAAUGUUUAAUAAUCUGAUCUUUCCUGUAGGAGGGACACUUCACGGGCUGUAGUUGCAGACCGGGAUAGCACAGUAAGAGACAUGGCCUCAUGUAUGCCAUUAGGCACCAAUAUGAGAGUUGUUGAUGUUCAUGUAGUUCCACCUGUUUUACAGCAUUUCGUGCCAUUUUAAAUGUGACACGAUUGUUUGGUUUUAAUCAUGCUUCCCUCAGCAGCACUUCUCGGACCGUACCGAGAGGCAUGGGAGGGACGCCUGGACCGCAGCAGGAAGUUAUGACAAGCGUACUAUUAAUCCGAGGUCAGUUUGAUUUUUAGAUGGUUUUGUCAAGUUAAUUUACCUCUCACCAGAUGGAUACCAAGGUGUGCUCUGAGCUGCUUGUCACUGACUGUCUGUCUGUGGUUUCUUUCAGGGAGGGCCGUGACUGGGACAGAACCUGGCAAACAGGUCGAGACGGGGGCAUCCCAGGCCAAAGUCACAUGGGGGCACGGGGAGGAAUGGCAAGGUAAAUUCAAAUAAAUGGCAGUAUUUACUAUGUUUCUAUCACAAAGGAGACAUACGACAAUUCUGGUCCUAAUGGUGUCUUGUUUUCUGACCCACAGUCGUGGUGGAGGCUACAUGACAACAGGGACCUCCCAGUCCCUCUCUGGAGCUCUGAAUCGUCAGAACCAGAUGAUGCAGGGUGGCGGGGCCUUCGGUCGCCGCUACUGAGGUCUGAACACCCAGUUCCCAGUCACAUGUUUAGAUGUAUUGUGAAACUGUCUGCAGCAUGUAUAUUGCUCACAAAAACUUUGUGAAUUCAGAUGUUGCUUUUAUAGACCCUUUGACUUUUCUUCUUCCCUUUUAAAACUUAACUGCAAUUGAACUUAACUGAACAUCUGAGUUUUAAAUGUCUCUGAUCAGAUCAUUCAUAGCUUUUUCAUUCUGAAUUACCUUUUGUUUUCAAAUUGAAUGGAAUUUAUAAUUUUUCUAUUUUGUGUAUUUUGAGUGUGGUUGUAUCUUGGUAAGAAAUGCUCAGGAAUGCGUCUGCUUAAACGUUUGCUGAAACCUGUGGUGAACUUAGUUGCGGAAAAGUACGAACCCAUUAAUGGUUAUGAUUGCAUUUCGGGCAUAAUUUCAGUAACUGUAAAAUGUGGCGUUGUCUUAGUGUUUAUGUACAAAAAUAUUUUCAGAAUUUGUAUGGACAAUAGGAAACAAUCAACCGUGUUAGAUUCAACUGCAGUUGUACAAUACCACCACUGGAUGGCACCUGAUGUCUAUUUUUCUGUGAGAUGAGAAUGCUGCCUAAUAAAAUGUAUUUUCUUUUUGCAGGGCAAGGGCAAAUUUUUUUGGGGACUUUCUCUUCAUAAUGACCGUUUUAAGAGGAAUGUUGUCCAUAUUAUAACUAUUAACGCAAGUUUAUUAACGCAAGUUUUGUUCGUGGUAGAUAUAACUCCACAAAUCCAAUAGAAUUAGACCUAAGAGCUCAGGACUCCUCAUGCAACCAGAAAACGAUAAGUACGUAAAUCAUCUUGCCCUUGUGAAAUGUGUUGUGUGGGGAUUUUCACCUGCAUACUUGUAGGCUACAUCUUUGGAGCUUAACACUUUACAGACUAUUUUGUUUGACGAUCUUGAUUCAUAAUGAGCUUAUGAAUGUUUUAAGUUAAUUAGUUUGGCAUGAUUGUCUAUCUACUCCGUAGGGCCUAGGCCACACUGAUGUAAACAGUUGCUUAAAAUAUACAUUGUUUUGUUUAUUCCACCUGAUUUUCUCCUAGCCUACCAGCAGUUUUCCCCUCUAGCAGCCUACCAUAACUUUUGAUGUCUCUAACCUGCCCAGUCCAGAGAUUAAAGAUGAAUCUUUGGUCCAGUCAUGGAAUUAGAAUACUACAAUAGACAUGAACCUUCUUAUGGUCUAAAGGUCAGCCAUUCUGGUCAGGGAGUUAGUUACCCAGACAGUUUUAGAGGAAUGAUUCCAUUAAUAUUUAUAAUGAACUGCCAACAUUCCAUUCAAACAAUUGUCAAUCCACAGCUAUACACUGGAUGAAAUCGGUUGAUAGGACAGACAAGUUGUAAAUGCAACAAAUACUGACAUUGUAUCAUAUAAUAGCAAUCACAGCUGUCCAAGAAAACAAACAUUGAGACGUGUGGUCUGUUUGCAUAUUUUAGAGGCUAUAUUGGUAUAAAACCCUUAAACUAUAAUAACAAUUUUAGGUUGACAAUUUU